CAUAUUCUUUAAACCUAACCUAAUAAAUCAACAAUAUGGUAUUUUUAAAUCGUACUUUAUUACAAUAUGUUAAACAUUAUUCUAAUGUAAUGGUGACAAGUAAACACGCAAAAUUAAAAUUAACCUAUAAGUAGGUAUAAGUAAUGUUUUUUUCGAUGUACGUAGUCACGGAUUGUUGUUUGUUGUUGUUCGUAAAUGUUUUUUAACACAUUGCUUAAAGCUAUGCAUUGGCAGUCCAUCACAGUCUUGGAGAUCUUGUUAUAGAAGAGUACACCCAAACCUACAAAAGAUUUUUUUACUCUUUGGAGACGAUAUGCAGAAAUAACUAACUUAUACCCGUGUCUAGUAAGACGUGGGUUUAAAUCUCCUUGUACAAAUUAAUAUUUUGUCUUACAUAAACUAUACUAAAUGUCUAAAUAUAUACCGCUCUCUCUGUCGUUCCAUCAAGACGUCGAUAUGUAGAUAAGUUUAGGUGGUUUAGAUUAAAGCAUACUUCUCUUAGCGCUCAAAGUUUACCUUUUUGAAGUAGACAGUGUGCACGCUACCUUAGCCUACAAAGACAUACCAAACAACGCGUUCCGGUACGGUGCUCUGGAAACAAAUUAGGUUCACCAAUUAGGUAUCCAAUAGCCCACAACGGGUGUAAUAAACUCCUAAAUCCUAUUUCCUUAUAUGGUAAUGUAGCGCCCUUCGUAGACCGUAUCAUUAGUUACCAUCUUGUGAGAUUGCUAACAUAUAAGCUAUAAAUUCUUGUCUUAAGUGUUUGAUAUUGUUUGUUAGAAAUUAGCGGAACGAAAGUGUAAUGAUGCGAGACAUUGUGCGAAUAACAAUAAUGGAAUUCGGUACUAUUAAACAUAACAUAAAACGUACAUAACAAAGAUAUGGCUCUCGGAGUUUUAUGGUUUGCGGCGUUGGUUUUGCUAAUUUGGGUGUUACUGAAAAAGUGGAAUCAAUGGAAGGAUCUCCCACCUGGACCUUGGGGUCUACCCAUUGUUGGUUACCUACCUUUCCUUGACCGGCAUUACCCGCAUUUGUCUCUGACGGAGCUCUCGAAGCAGUAUGGUCCAGUCUACGGUAUACAAAUGGGGGGAGUAUAUACUGUGGUUCUGUCUGAUCAUCAGUCAAUAAGGGAAGCAUUUUCUAAGGAUGCCUUCACAGGGCGCGCGCCUUUGUACUUGAGUCAUGGUAUUACAAAAGGCAACGGGAUUAUUUGUGCCGAGAAUGCUCUAUGGAGGGACCAAAGGAAAGUUGUGACGUCACUGCUCAAAAGUAUUGGCAUGAUCAAACACGGCAUUGCUCGUGAGAAAUUAUCAAAACGAAUAUCAGAUGACAUCGACGAAUUGAUUCAAAAUAUCAAAGAAUCUUGUGGAUCGCCGAUACAUCUACCAGAUAUGCUGUUUGAUUCUUUUGGAGCUGUUGUCUUUGAUGUAGUAUUGGGAUUUAAAUUUCCAAGGAACGAUAAAACAUGGAACUGGUUGAGAGCAAUUCUAAAAGAGGGCGGUGUUGAGGUGGCUGUCUCCGGUGCUUUGAAUUUUCUACCUUUUCUGCGAUUCAUAUCUCCAUCAAAAAGAAAAUCAUUACAAGUACUAAUUAACGCACAAACACAAACUCACAAACUAAACGCAAGCAUCAUUGCGAAACGUCGUAAGAUGAUAGGUUUGGAAGCACCGCCAGGAGCCAUACGAAAAGAUCAUGCAAAUAUAUUUGACGAUCAUCCCGAGGGUUUCAUAAAAUGUAUAAAGUACAGUAAACACGCGUCGAAUCCUGAAGUUCAUUACUUUGACCCCAAAGUUAUGAUAUAUACAAAAGAUGUAUGCAUGCUGGACAAUUUCCUCAUUGAGCAAAAGAAGAGAUUUGAUAAUGGAGAUGAUACCGCUUAUCUGAUGAGAGACGAACAGCUGCAUUACCUCUUAGUGGACUUAUUCAGCGCAAGUCUAGACACCAGUACUGUUACAUUUUCGUGGCUCCUGUUAUAUAUAUCGUUAUAUACUGAAAUACAAGAAAAGAUACGUCAAGAAAUUUUAACUGUAUAUCCCGAAGAGGGUGUGGUUGAUAGCACAAAAUUAUCUUACACCUUGGCGGCUGUAUGCGAGACUCAACGGAUCAGGACAAUUGUACCUUUAGGCGUACCUCAUGGAUGUUUACAAGAAGCUUACUUCAGAAAUUACCGGAUACCUAAGGGAGCAAUGAUUAUACCUCUGCUGUGGGCAGUGCAUAUGGAUACGCGUGUUUGGAAAGAUCCUGAAAGUUUCAAUCCCAACCGAUUUAUCGACGAGAAUGGACAGUUAAUAAAGCCACAGGAGCUAAUUACCUUUCAAGCUGGUAAAAGAAUGUGCCCUGGUGAUGAGCUGUCUCGUAUGUCAAUAGUUGGCCACAUCGCGCGCCUCUUACGCGCCUUCAGAAUUAGACUAUCAUCAGAACCACCGACGGCAGAGCAAAUGAAGGGGAAUACGGGCAUUUCCUUGAUGCCACCGGAACUUCUUUAUAUAUGUGAACCCAUUUCUUAAAACCCUUGAAUCAGCCAUCGUGUGUAUAAUCCUUAUAUCUUUGCCAAUUCGACAGCGACAACAAACUGGAAACUCUGUUAGAUCACAGGUGGGCUUCGAUCAUGCGCCCUCAUGAUAGUGGAAUUUAUAGACGUUGUGGGGGUGCCCCCAGGGGAUCAGUCAGUCUCUGAGUGUCGAAUUUAAAUUCUAUGUGUUUUAUUCUAU
Bicyclus anynana (squinting bush brown) is the source of this 2711-nucleotide messenger RNA. RefSeq names its product cytochrome P450 306a1-like. Gene Ontology annotation, molecular function: oxidoreductase activity, acting on paired donors, with incorporation or reduction of molecular oxygen, reduced flavin or flavoprotein as one donor, and incorporation of one atom of oxygen; heme binding; iron ion binding. The record is from RefSeq and is a predicted model, not a curated record. Gene Ontology annotation, cellular component: cytoplasm; intracellular membrane-bounded organelle. Gene Ontology annotation, biological process: xenobiotic metabolic process. Bases 882 to 2507 code for a protein of 541 amino acids. NCBI's taxonomy places the organism in Eukaryota, Metazoa, Arthropoda, Insecta, Lepidoptera, Nymphalidae. The transcript has 8 exons.